Molecule: messenger RNA, 531 nt
Organism: Hansenula ciferrii
Lineage: Eukaryota; Fungi; Ascomycota; Saccharomycetes; Phaffomycetales; Wickerhamomycetaceae
Gene: OCA1
Product: putative tyrosine protein phosphatase OCA1
Exons: 1
Coding region: 1-531 (176 amino acids)
Molecular function (GO): phosphatase activity
Source: RefSeq, a predicted model, not a curated record
AUGUCAGGGAUAGAGGGAGAGAAUAGUAUCAGUCAAGCUCAGAUCCAAGUUGAACCAAUUUCAAAUCAUUCAAAUGGUGUAAAAUCAAUUGAUCAAGGUAGUAAUAUAACAAUUAAAAAUCCACCAUCAUUAAGAAUAGUACCACCUUUAAAUUUUUGUCCUGUAGAGAGACAUCUUUAUAGAAGUGGACAACCUUCCAAAAUCAAUUUUGAAUUUUUAAAAGAAUUACAUUUAAAAGCUAUAGUAUGGUUAGCAUCAGAAGAUCCAAGUGAUGAAUUUAUUGAAUUUGUUCAAAGUGAAAAUAUAAAUAUUUAUUUUGCAGCUAUAAAUCCAGAUGGUGGAGGUGAUAAUAAUCCAUGGGAUGGUUUAAAUGAAAAUAGUAUAAUCCAAGCAUUAAAUAUCAUUGUGAAUAAAAAUAAUUAUCCUUUAUUAGUCUGUGAUAAUGGAAUGGGUAGACAUAGAACAGGUACAGUUUUUGGAUGCUUAAGAAGAUUACAAGGAUGGAAUUUAGCAAGGUGGGUAUCACUUUAG